Molecule: messenger RNA, 1772 nt
Organism: Silurus meridionalis
Lineage: Eukaryota; Metazoa; Chordata; Actinopteri; Siluriformes; Siluridae
Product: probable assembly chaperone of rpl4
Exons: 11
Coding region: 145-1410 (421 amino acids)
Biological process (GO): cell division
Molecular function (GO): protein binding
Source: RefSeq, a predicted model, not a curated record
GGAUUUGUCUCGAUCUGAUAGUAAAAAAAAAGGUUUAGAGUGCUUAAAUUCUAUGCCUGUUCCAUUUCCAAGCGUAUACACAUCAGUAAAUAAUAACAAAUAAAAAGAAAGGCAUUACAGAGUUGCUGUCAUCGCAAGACAACAAUGGGAGGACAAGCAAAGGCUAAAAAGAAAGGGAAACCCCAACGAAAAGAGAAUCGCAGAGUUCCAGAAGCAACAGCAAUGUCACCACAGGACAGGAUGAAAGCCAAGAUGAAGGAGAAAGCCAAAAAGAAGACAGCUGGAAAAUACACCAUUGAUCAGUUACUGGAAAAGACAGAAGAAUGUAUGGACAAUUUUGACUUCCCAAUGGCAAAGAUGUUCUGUCAGCGUGCCCUGGAUAUCGAGCCUACCAACCUAACAGUUCUGGAUAUGCUGGGAAACAUCUGUGCUGAACUGGGGGAAAUGGAUAAAGCCAAACAAGUAUUUCUGAAAGCAGUAGAACUGAGUCCUGAGGAAGGCCACAGCAAGUACAUGUACCUGGGUCAGGUUCACACAGGUGCCGAGGCCGUGCAGUACUUCAGCAAAGGCAUUGAAGUCAUGCUGAGAGCUACGGACAAGCAAGUCAAUGAGGUUAGCAGUAUGGGAGCUGCCGCUUUACCUCUAGAAUCUUCCAUUACUCCUAAGGAUGUGUCUGUGGCCUUCUGUUCUAUUGCUGAGAUCUUCUUCACUGACCUUUGUAUGGAGGAGGGAGCAGCCGAGCGGUGUAAGGAGGCUAUUGAGAAAGCACUGCACUAUGACCAGAACAACCCUGAAGCGCUGCAGUUAAUGGCUAGCUACCUCUUCAGCAUUGAGAAACCUGAGGAGGGCCGUGACUACCUGAUAAAGAGUGUGUCGUCAUGGUUACCGAGUCGACAGAAGGAGGAAGAGUCUUUAGCAAGCUCAGAGCAACCUGAUGAUGAUGAUGAGGAGGAGGAGGAACGAGUGCAGAGUAAUAUCCCACCAUAUGAGUCCCGAAUUACAACAGCCAAACUCCUGAUAGAAGUUGAGGAAUUUGAGAUGGCCACAGAUGUGUUGGAGGGUCUCUUAGAGGAGGACGAUGAAGUUGUGCAGGUGUGGUAUUUGUUAGGAUGGUUGUAUUAUCUCCAACUGGACAAGCCUGGAAGUACAGAAGACUCUGAAAGCUUGAAAAAAUCCUCCAGAAUCUACCUUACAAAAGCAAAAAAGCUCUACACGAAGCUGCAUUGUGAGGAUGCGCCCAUGUUGGAGCACACCGAGCAGCUCUUACAAGAACUUGGAGGAGAAUUAGUCGCCGAAGACGAUGGGGACGAAGCCGGGCCCUCGAUUGACGACAUCGGAGAUGACUUUAUUCAGUGCAGUGAGGAUGAGGAUAACGAUGAAGAUGAUGAUGAUGAAUCCAUGGAGCACUGAAUGAGUGCAAAUCUAUAAUUUAACUCCUGUCUCUUGUUCCUUUCUACUUUGUAUUCUGUUGUGUCCAGUUUUAAAUCCUGGUUUCGCAGACAAUUUCGGCAACCGUUCGUUUGUCCCGUCAUCUUUAAAGAAGAAGGUACAGAAGAAAGAAAGGAAAGAAUGGAUAUAUUUUUAUCCAGACAUGUCAAGUUUCUUGAAAGAAAAAAAGAGAGCGAGGACAAUAAAAGUGUUAUCUGUUGACAUUUCUUAUCACAUGGUGACUUUAUUCAUCAUUUUGUAAUCCUGAUUAUACAUAUUUUCAUGGUGGGAUGUAUGCAGUGGAUCAGAAAUGCCACCAGGGAUUAAAAAUGGUUUUUAAAUCA